GGCUGAGAGUUGCCUCUGCUCUCCCCACACACAGGCACACCUCUCAUCUGGUCUGGGGUGACACCGAGUUGUAGAGAGCAAGGUGGGGAAAACCUCACAGGCUCCCAUCACCACCAUGUGCUAUGGCAAAUGUGCACGGUGCAUCGGACACUCACUGGUGUGGCUUGCUGUGCUCUGCAUCGUAGCUAAUAUUUUGCUUUACUUUCCCAAUGGGGAAACAAAGUAUGCAUCUGAAAAUAACCUCAGCCGCUAUGUGUGGUUCUUUGGUGGCAUUGCAGGAGGAGGCUUGCUGAUGUUCCUGCCUGCCAUAGUCUUCAUGAUGCUGGAGGAGGAGGAGGACUGCUGCGGAUGCUGUGGCCAUGACAACUGUGGCAAGAGAUGUGCGAUGUUUUCUUCUAUAUUUGCUGCUUUUAUUGGACUCUUAGCAUCUGGCUACUGUGUCACCGUGGCAUCUUUGGGUUUAGGAGAAGGACCGUGGUGUCUUGACUCUCUCGGCCAGUGGAACUACACCUUUGCCAACACUAAUGGACAGUACCUUAUGGAUAGCUCCACGUGGUCCCAGUGCAAGGAACCCAAGCACAUAGUAGAGUGGAAUGUAACUCUCUUUUCUCUCCUCUUGGCUUUCGGUGGAAUCGAAUUCAUCUUUUGUCUCAUUCAAAUAAUAAAUGGAUUGCUCGGAGGCAUUUGUGGCUACUGCUGCUCUCGUCAGCAGGUAAGAACCUGUGAGAAAAUGCCUCCAGGACAGAACCAUAAGCUUCCUCUAUUUCACUGUAAUUUAUACAUGUACUUGUAUUAUUGUAAAACUUUGUACUGUGUAUCAUACUCCUCAUAUUCUACUUUUAUAAAUGUGUAUAAAGACCGGCGUUCUAACAUGAUUUCAGUGUUUGAGCACCCAUUUCAGUGUUUGAACUUAGCAAACCAACUUUUUUUUUAAGGAAUGAGAAAAACAGUACUGGAGGUAAUGUAAACUUUGUAAUGUUUAGGAUAAAAGUGCCUUUCCAAUUACAAUUGUAUAUAUGUGUAUGUGUUUUAAAUGAAAGAUGUCUCAUUGCUUUUAAGACCAAGAAGAAAGAAACCCAAGAUGUUGUGUAUCAUUGCUUAUAUGGUGUUUCCCAUUUCUAUGCCUAUAUACCUCUAACCAGAGGCCUUUUGGACUAUUUUAGUUCUGUGCAACAUGAACUCUUGCCUGGGUUUGGAGGCCUAAUUGAAAGUAUUCCAUCCUAAUUGAAAAUAUUUGAAGGAGUCAAAACAUGCAAUGCUACAAGUUGCUGUGGACUCCCACCAGAUCCUAAUUUUGUUUUUAACAUGUGAAAAAUUUUUUGUUCUUUGAAGAAAGACCAAAUGUGUAAAGAGGAAAAGAGCAGAAAACUGGGCAAGAAGAUGGGAAAUGGACUAGAGCAUUGGUCAGCAUGGUGGGAAAUGACAGGGGUAUAGGGGUGGAAAGACCACAGGGACACUCCCCCAGACUUGAUCACCUGUCGCAAAAUAAAGUAUUAAUUUCAUGGUC
Molecule: messenger RNA, 1507 nt
Organism: Cavia porcellus (domestic guinea pig)
Lineage: Eukaryota; Metazoa; Chordata; Mammalia; Rodentia; Caviidae
Gene: Tm4sf1
Product: transmembrane 4 L six family member 1
Exons: 6
Coding region: 116-934 (272 amino acids)
Cellular component (GO): membrane
Source: RefSeq, a predicted model, not a curated record